Sycon ciliatum is the source of this 2325-nucleotide messenger RNA. Its product is annotated as stabilizer of axonemal microtubules 4-like. The record is from RefSeq and is a predicted model, not a curated record. Bases 480 to 1871 code for a protein of 463 amino acids. The transcript has 15 exons. Gene Ontology annotation, molecular function: phosphatase binding. NCBI's taxonomy places the organism in Eukaryota, Metazoa, Porifera, Calcarea, Leucosolenida, Sycettidae.
CUGGAGUGGAGAGAAGUGGCAUCUAGAUAUCUGGCUGACGUUUGUCGUGACAUUAGAAUUGUAAAUCUGUCAUAGCGCACACUGCAUGCUGCCUCCUAGAUCCUGAGCACAGCUGAUCUUCUGACUUCUGCCUGAAUGAGUGUCCAACCACUCGCACUCUCCCUGAUUUCUUUGCUCACUGGUGAGCAACAGUACCUUCCUUGAUUUCAGGUAAGCAAAUAUCUCAAUUUUAUGGUGCGACGACGCCUCUUGGAUGAUACUAUUGUCACCUUGCCCUGCACCAGUACCAGUGGUGCAGCGAGUACCCUAGUUUCCUGUCCUCCAAUGUUGCACGCUAGCUGCUGCUGGCAAAGUCGACUUGGUGCGAAUCGCACUGGGAUGUGUGCACUGGAGAAAGGCACAGUAUAAUCGUAUCAUCGAAUCGUGCAAGCUGGGCUUCACUACAAAGACAUCAACUGCAAACUCACACAGCAAUCAUCAUGUUCGUCGACCAUCACCUUAUGGCCAGCACAGGCGCUCCCAAAGAGGAGGGCGUCAAGUUUGAUGCGUAUAGCACAAGUUACGAGAUGGGUCACGGCCACCAUGGUCUAAACCCACGGUCACCACCAAGGCAGAAGGAUACUGGUUACUCCAGCAAUUUCAGACCAGGCGUGUACUAUCGGCCAGAGCUUGACCAGAUGGACAACCCAUCGUUCGUCCCUGUCAUUGCUGAGGCUCACAGCAGAAAGACAAUGAUGCAGAACCACUAUCCUCCACUGAUUCCCGGUGACGAUGGAAGGAGUGCUCCACCAGUGUUAGUGCCAUCGGACGUACCGCACAACAUGAGUGCAUUUGGCAAGCAGGGUGCACCCUACACCCUGCCUCUUGAGAGUGAGGGACGGCGCUAUUAUGCCACCGAACGCUCUAGGGGUUCCUUCACAAUCCCGGUGAAGACGGACGAUCACUUGAAGACGUUGACGGUUCGUCGUGACCCCGUUGAAUCGGAGAACAGCCAUCAUGGUCCUGCAUACAUGAGCACUGAAAUGGGAACACGAUAUCAAGGAAGACCUACCGGUCGAAUGAAUGUCAAUCAGAAAUCAGUUGGCAAGUACACAGAGAGUGGCUGGACAAAAUCACAGAACCUUGAGCCUGUGACGUUCCGAGCCGAUGACCCAUUCUCUACAUUAACUGCCAGGAGGCAGUAUGAGACAAGGCCCAUCGGUAGGUCAACAUUUAAAACGGACUAUAUUACGCCAGGGCCCAGGAUUAGGGGUACAGAGGAUAUGCCGGCAUUGCAGCUUGCAGGCAAUGAAUACCAUGACACAGGGUUCACUCGCGGUGGUGACACUAGCGCAAACCUGCAGCGGCGACGCACUCGUAGUGCAUACGAACCACUGGACACGCUGCCAUCAUUCACCCAGGAACGCAUGAAGAAGGAUCCAGCUGCACUGAUGAACAGUACCUUCCCUAGCAAUGAUUCAAGUGUUAUGAAGAACUGUUAUGAAGGCUUGCCUGAGCUUGCCAGGAUGGAUCGUCAUAUUGGAGUUGCCCCAACAAUAAGCCGACUGGAGACGUCGGGCGAUGUUUGGAACAACGAGAAGUACCUGGCACCAGGACAUGAACCACAGGCAUUCUACACAACUCAAUAUGCAACAAGGUUUUACGACAAGAAUCCCACGGGAGUGGAGAGACAGGGAUUUGUUGGAGGCAAUGCACUGCCAGGUGUCUGGGACGCCUUCAGCAAGAGCAACCGCGUGCACAGCAACGUGAACGGUCCAGAACGGGACAACCAGAAGCAGCUCAGUACAGUACAUCCGUACGUUGCCAGGAGUAUAAUGAAGCGGGACCCGUUCUUUCUGAGUGAUCCCCACGCACACAAAGUCAAGGCAUGACCACAAUCUCUGGCAUAGAUCAGCAUUGCAGCCUGUCCUCUCAUUACAAUGUACAUUUGCUGUCCUCUCAAUGCAAUGUCAUGUCAACUCUUUCCACUAUCUACAGCAUGGCCACUGUAAUGUUAUUGUAGUGUGAAGUUCCGAGCAAGAUGCGAGCAAAGUAGGUGCGAGUGCCCUGAGUGAGUGGUCUACUGUGCGCUCUACUGUGCGUAUGUUGUGCAUGCUCUAAGCGUGCAGUUAGUAGCACAGUGAGUAAUGUGGUAGUAUACAUAUGUUGUGCAUUAGUAGCUACUGUGCAUAUGUUGUGCAUGCUCUAAGCACACCUAGUAUCACAAUGAGCACUGUAGCACUAUGCUCAGGACUGUAGCCAGGAAUUCUUCUUCAGGGAGUAGGUGUUUUAAUCUUUCCCACUUUAGUCAACUGUAACUAAUAAUAAAGGUUCGCAAAUCCGCCA